AUGCUACGAAGAGAUCGGCGAGCAAGCCCACCAACUACGCAAGAAAAGCGGCCCAGCAUGUGGAAACCUUGCAAACGGUCCUACCAGCAGUCACCAACCAUUGCCAUGUUCGUAGAGAAUGUUAGGUUAUGGUCCGAAUGCAAGAAGGUCGUACAUCGAGACAAGAGAGUUGAGACAACUCUCAACUAUAGUCGUGGCUACUGGUAG
Alternaria arborescens is the source of this 207-nucleotide messenger RNA. RefSeq lists its product as hypothetical. Bases 1 to 207 code for a protein of 68 amino acids. The transcript has 2 exons. The record is from RefSeq and is a predicted model, not a curated record. Lineage: Eukaryota; Fungi; Ascomycota; Dothideomycetes; Pleosporales; Pleosporaceae.